AUGGGACGUUUGCUACUGCUACUGCUUCUCUUGGUAAGCAUUGUAGAUGGAGGUGCAAGUGCUUCGUGCGUCAGUAGUCAAGCCUCCAUUCUGCUGCGUAUCAAGGAGGAUCUCCACCUAUCCAAUGGAAGGCUAAGUUCAUGGGGUGGAAAUGAGUCUGACUGCUGCUUGUGGGAGGGAGUUGAGUGUGAUUCCCACACUGGAUACAUCAUUGGCCUUGAACUUCUUGGUAAUGAUAUGGGUAUUGAGAAGAAUUGGAAGCAUGAUAUUGCAGGAUCAAGAAUACCUCCGGCUGUUUUUGAUCUCCACCUGCUCCAGUACCUUGACCUCAGUGGUUGUGACUUCAGUUUCUCUACUAUACCUUCACAACUCGCUCAGCUCACCCACUUGACUCAUCUCAAUUUAUCCAAUAAUUGGCUUUUAGGCAAGGUACCUGACAAGAUUUCAAGCUUGUCUAAUUUGGUUGCUUUAGACCUUUCCCAUAAUGGCCACUUGGAAAUACAUGAUCUGGAAGGCUUUGUCGAGAACUUUAAGCAAUUAAUAUACCUCCACUUGGAUUCUGUCAGAUUCAAUCUCAGCAACUUGCAAGAGUGGGGAGCCAACUUAGCAUCGGCAUUGCCCAAUCUACGGUCCCUUAGUUUAGCUUCUUGUGAUCUUGAAGGAAGCCUCACCCCUCAUAUUUUCAUGCUCCCACAUCUUCAAGCUCUUGAUCUAUCAUACAAUAAUUUUCAUGGUGAAUUAAUGCCAUCAUUUUUUCCCCCGGAGAGCAAGCUUCAAUCUUUAAGAAUAAAUUCGAACAACUUGUCUGGCCACCUACCAAAUGAAAUUUUUGAACUUCCUCUCUUAAAGGUUCUUGAUGUGGGGGACAACAAGUUAUUGAGGGUUUCAUUACCUACCAAAUUACCAACGAGUAAGCUCGAAAUUCUUAGAUUUAAUGGCAUUGAUUUCUUAGGAGAUCUUCCUGUUUGGAUUGUUAACCUUACAUCCUUAGUAGAGUUAAAACUUUCUUAUACUAAUUAUUUCGGUAGCCUGCCCAUCAUGAUUGGUAAUCUUGGACACCUAGUUUUAUUGGAUCUUUCUAAUACCGGUCUGUCAGGCAAUCUCCCUUUCUCAAUAGCAAAUCUCACAGCUUUAACUUACCUAUAUCUAAGACAGACUAGAUUGUCAGGUUGCAUAGACUCAUUAUUAUUUGCCAACCUCACUCGACUAACUUACCUUGACCUUUCUAAAAACAGUUUGAGUGGAUUCUUACCAUCUUUACCUCACUCUGUCGAUAGUGUCAAACUCAACAAUAAUAAUUUUAGUGGCCCGAUCCCAAAUUCAAUCAAUCUUACUAAUGUGGGAGGCUUAGACCUUUCUUACAACUCCCUUGUAGGAGCAAUUCCUCCUAGUUUAUUCCAAGAACCAUCUUUUGCACAAUCUCCACUUGAAUACCUUGACCUUUCAAACAACAAAUUUGAUGGCUACCUUGACCUUGGGAUUUUUGCAGACUUCAAAAACCUUCGCAUAUUGUCACUUUCUAGAAAUAAUUUGACUAUAGGCGUUGACAACCCCACCCUUAGUUUUCCACGUUUAGAAUAUUUGUGGUUGGCCUCUUGCAACAUCAACCAGUUCCCCCGAUUCCUUCAUUACCAUAAGUCCAUUGUUGAAUUGAACCUCUCAGAGAACAUGAUCACUGGAGAAAUUCCAAUAUGUUUAAAUGUUGAAUAUUUGAACAUAUCUCACAACAUGAUAAGAAGCGUCGGGGUUAUUCUUGACGUUCUAACUGUUGAUUUGAGCUAUAACAUGUUGAAUAGCGUCCCAAAUUCUCAGCCUUUUAACAGUUUGGGGUAUCUUUCAAUCAAGAAUAAUAGUGUGAUAGGAGAAAUACCAGCUUUCUUGUGCAACCUCACUAAACUUUGGUUGGUUGACUUCUCAAACAACAAGUUCAGCGGCCAGAUACCUACUUGCUUCUUCAACUUGGGAAUAAGGAUAGUCAAGCUCCAGAACAAUCAAUUGCAAGGACAAAUCCCAGAGCUUACUGACAACACAAGAUGUUCAUUGGAAGCACUUGAUUUAAGUGACAACAGGUUAGAAGGUCAUAUCCCUAAAUACCUUGGUCACUGUGAAGGGCUUGCGUUCAUAAAUUUGGAGAAAAAUAGAUUAAGUGGUGACUUCCCUUCAUGGCUUUCGAAGCUGCCAAAACUAAGAAUUCUUGUGUUAAGAUCCAACUUUCUAAAUGGUGCUAUUAACUUCUCUUUUGACGAGAGCGCUUUCCAAGAACUGCUCAUGCUUGACAUCUCCACCAACCAAUUUAGCGGAAGACUUCCAAUGAGCUUGUUGUUAAGUCUCAAUGCAAUGAAGACUUUCAACAUCUCCCAUGCUCCUUGGGAUGGGGCUUCCACUCUGGGUUUUGGUACAGCAUGGGAAGUGGCAAUGGAAAUCAAAGGAGCAACAUUAACUUACCAAGAUGAAGUUUUGUUCCUCAUGAACACAAUUGACCUUUCCAACAACGACUUUGAGGGUGAGAUUCUUGAAGAGAUUGGAGACCUUAAAUGGCUCCAAGCACUAAGAAUUUCGAGCAAUAAGCUUAGCGGGUCAAUUCCAAAGACCUUUGCUGGCCUCCAAAAACUAGAAUCAUUGGAUUUAUCUCAUAACCACCUUUCAGGUGAAAUACCAGAAGAACUUACUAAACUUAAUUUUCUUGAGUACCUGAAUCUGUCAUAUAACAACCUUGCUGGAAGAAUCCCUCAAUCAUCACAAUUUUUCACCUUUGAUGAUUGGAGCUUCGAAGGGAAUCCAAAUCUCUGUGGCCCUCCACUCUUGCUGCCCUGUGAAACCAAUGAGAGCACCACAUCUAUUCCUUUUCUUGUACUGAAGCAAGCAAAUGAAGAGAGAAUGUGGAAGUACACAUCGGUGGCACUAGGUUUUGGUGCAGGUUUCGGCACAACAAUAAGCUUCUCUUUUUUCCUGAAUAAUGGAAGGGGCUUCAAUAUCUUUUGGAGAAGCUGCUACUGGCCUUGGGCUUAA
This is a messenger RNA of Nymphaea colorata (pocket water lily), 3009 nucleotides long. RefSeq names its product receptor-like protein 7. The coding region runs from base 1 to 3009 and encodes 1002 amino acids. Lineage: Eukaryota; Viridiplantae; Streptophyta; Magnoliopsida; Nymphaeales; Nymphaeaceae. The transcript has a single exon. Gene Ontology annotation, molecular function: protein binding. The record is from RefSeq and is a predicted model, not a curated record.